AUGGUCCCGCCGUUCCCUAUCUCGGCCAGAUUGGUGUGCGACACUGUCUACGGCUUCCAGAGCGGAGACACCUGCUUCGAUUUGGCGAAAGCCUCCAACCUAACAGACAAAGGGUUUUUGGACAUCAACCCCAACCUCAACUGUGACGACAUCUUCGUCGGCCAAUGGAUCUGCACCUCUGGAAAACUAGCAGCUUAA
This is a messenger RNA of Linum tenue, 198 nucleotides long. The record is from the annotation of a GenBank genome assembly. Lineage: Eukaryota; Viridiplantae; Streptophyta; Magnoliopsida; Malpighiales; Linaceae.